UGAAUGAGGGGAGCCGGGCCCUCCCCGCGACAUUCCCCCCGCGCCCUCCGCCCCGACCCUGGCCCCGCCAUGUCCUUCUUCCGGCGGAAAGUGAAAGGCAAAGAACAAGAGAGGACUUCAGAUGUUAAGUCAAUUAAAGGCGUUAGACAAAACCUGUGGCUGUUGAAGUGAACAAAAAGACUUGGAUCCUGCCCUCAUUGAAUGUACAGAUUUGGAGGGAGAGGAACGUUAAUCAAAUGAUUCCAAAAUGACUUGGGCUAGAUUAGUAGUGAUGGUAAUAAAAAGAUCUGGACAGAUCAAUUUAGGUGAUAAAGUGGAUAGAACUUUGUUAUUAAUUAAAUGUGAGAUGUAAAGGGGAAGGAGGUUUAAAGUUGAUACCUACUUUUUCUAGCUUGCCUAACAAAGUGACUGGUGGAGAACCAAGCUGGGAAUAUGUCCAGUUUUGGUAUGUUGGGUGGGAGAUACUUAAGAGACAUUCAUUUACAUAUGUUAUCUAACCACACAGUAAUUCUAGAAUCUGAAAAACUGAGUGAUUUUUUAGAAUAUAACAGACCAAAGUUGAAAUCUUGUCUGUUGAAAUGACUCUUUACUAGCUCAUUGACUUAGGCAAAAUACUUGACUUUUUUCAGUUUGUGUCCUCAUUUCAAAAAUGAGGAAAAUACUGGUCUUGCAAGAUUUUGAGAGAAAUAAUGUAUUCCCAAAAACGUACAUCGAGAAACCAGUACAGUGCUUGGUACAUAGUAGGUACCACUUUGGUAGCUAGUAAUAUCUUAUUUUAACAGUUGGCCCUCAGUUGGUUAAGUGAAGUGAAGGAUUGCUCAAACUUAAGAGGAAUUUGAGAUCAAAUGAUUUUUUAAGUAUAGGGAAGACUUCUUAGAAAUGAGACUUCAUUGUAUAAAAGUUGAAUUAUAAGAAGGAUUUGGAUGAAAGAAGUGAUUCUUUUUCCCCUGCGAGCCCAGCUUCUUCCUUCUUUAAGUAUAUACUGGGCAGUUUAGGCAAAACAGGCAGCCAUUCACUGAAACCUUUUGAAGAGGAUACUGAUGUUUUACAAAUGGCAUUUAUGAAAGGGGAGCCUGGAAGAGUUAUAUAGGAUGGAGACCAUAGAAAUUCUUUUGCUGUAUUAUCAAAGGACCUGUACAAAGGUGUACUGUUGAAAAUGAAUAGGUAAGUAGACAUUUAAACAUCUUAAAAGCAAAUAAAUCUUGGCAAGUAAACAGACAUAGUGAAAAAGAAUGAGUCCAGAAUUUUGAGCUUUGGAGACUUAGUGGAAUGAACAAAGACGGAAAUUGAGAAGAAUUAGUUUGGAAGAUGAUAUGAUGUUUGAGAUUUGAGAUUUGGACAAAUUGGUUGUGAGAUGGUAAAGUCAAAGUGAGAAUUGCUAGUAGUAAAUAUUAGAGAUCCAGGACUGAACUCCAGAUUAAAGGACAGGUCUGAGAUGCAAGUCAGGGGUUUUCCAUCUGGGUUCUAGUUCCAUGGAGCCACACCCUGUGAGCUGUUGCCAAGGGGGUCCAUAUCUAGGGCAUGUGUGAGAAUUUCCCCUUGAUCAGCCAGAGUUACUGUUAAUUAUUCUUUAUCUAUUUUAGAUAUCUCUUAUCUAGUUUCAUCUAUUUUACAGACAUAUCAGAGUCCCACUUAAGUUUAUUUUGGGGGGACACUUACAAGUUAAAAAAAGUUUUAAAAAAGAUUGCUCUAGUAAUAAUUGAAUAUUUGAGAAUAAAUGUGCUUUCUAACAGAAAGAAUAAAAGAGAAGAACCUUAAAAAAAAAAAGAAGAGUAACAGAGAAUCUUAGGAAGAAAAGUGUCAUGAAAGUUGACCCUAUCUGACACAGUGGCAUUUAAUAAUGUUUGCUAAAGAAUGAGGGAGGAAGAGAUGGAGGAGGAAAUGGAGCAGAGUGUAGUGCCACAGAGACCAAAGGAAGUUAGAAUAUCAGGAUGAACAUGUAAAAUAAGUUGUGAGUUCUAAUAGAGAAGAAAAGAAAAAAAGCCUUACACAAAUGAAUUAAUAGCAUUUUAUAUCAUUAUACACAUCUAAUUAGGAAACAGUUUUUUAUAGAAUGUUGUCUCACUGUUCUCACAGCAUGUUAUAUGUAGCUUUUGUCUAUACAAAAAAACUAGCUAUUAUUGUCUCUAAACUUCUAAAAUUAUUUUGCUCCCUUCAAUGUAUCAUGAAAAUAAAAAUAAAAACAAAACACGACUUCUUUCUAAAACUGAAAAAAUCAUUUGAAGAUGACUCCAUUCCAUAAUUUGGCCAACUCUUGUUGAAAGAUAAAUAUAGAUACCUGGAAAACAGCUUCAAUAUCUGUACAUUCCCCACAAAAAUGCACUAAAAAUCAUGCCUUGCUGGAGGCUGCAGGACCAAGUUACAUUGCAAUCAAUGCCAUUUCUGCAAACAUGGACUCCUUUUCAAGUAGCAGGACAGCAACCCUUAAGAAGCAGCCAAGCCACAUGGAAGCUGCUCAUUUUGGUGACCUGGGCAGGUCUUGUCUGGACUACCAGACUCAGGAGACCAAAUCAAGUCUUUCAAAGACCCUUGAACAAGUCUUGCAUGACACUACUGUCCUCCCUUAUUUCAUUCAAUUCAUGGAACUUCGGAGAAUGGAGCAUUUGGUUAAGUUUUGGUUAGAGGCUGAAAGUUUUCACUCUACAACUUGGUCCCGAAUAAGAGCACACAGUCUGAACACAGUGAAGCAGAGCUCAUUGGCUGAGCCUGUCUCUCCAUCUAAAAAGCACGAAACUACAGCGUCUUUUGUAACUGAGUCGCUUGGAAAGAGGUUGGAGGAUUCUAGCUCAGCCCAAUUGCUUAUGACUCAUUCAGAAGGAACUGACCUGAGUAAUAGAACUAGCAAAACUCAGAAGCACUUGUUGCUUUCCCAGGAAUGUGACAGUGCCUGUCCUUUCCAUCUUGAAAUGGCCAAAACAGGAACUCGUCAAGUUACCAUGGAAACUCAAGAAUCCUCCUCCAGACUUACAGUAGCCAGUAGGAAUAGCCCGUCUUCUCCACUAAAGGACUUAUCAGGAAAACUAAUGAAAAGUAUAGAAAAAGAUGCAGUGAAUACUUUUACCAAAUAUAUAUCUCCAGAUGCUGCUAAGCCAAUCCCAAUUACAGAAGCAAUGAGAAAUGAUAUCAUAGCAAAGAUUUGUGGAGAAGAUGGACAGGUGGAUCCCAACUGUUUUGUUUUGGCACAGUCCGUAGUCUUUAGUGCAAUGGAGCAAGAGCACUUUAGUGAGUUUCUGCGAAGUCACCAUUUCUGUAAAUACCAGAUUGAAGUGCUGACCAGUGGGACUGUUUACCUGGCUGACAUUCUCUUCUGUGAGUCAGCUCUCUUUUAUUUCUCUGAGUACAUGGAAAAAGAGGAUGCAGUGAAUAUCUUACAAUUCUGGUUGGCCGCAGAUAACUUCCAGUCUCAGCUUGCUGCCAAAAAGGGCCAGUAUGAUGGACAGGAGGCACAGAACGAUGCCAUGAUUUUAUAUGACAAGUACUUCUCCCUGCAAGCCACGCAUCCUCUUGGAUUUGAUGAUGUCGUGCGAUUAGAAAUUGAAUCCAAUAUCUGCAGGGAAGGUGGGCCACUCCCUAACUGUUUCACAACUCCAUUACGUCAGGCCUGGACAACCAUGGAGAAGGUCUUUUUGCCUGGCUUUUUGUCCAGCAAUCUUUAUUAUAAAUAUUUGAAUGAUCUCAUUCAUUCAGUUCGAGGAGAUGAAUUUCUAGGAGGGAGUGUUUCACUUACUGCUCACAGCUCUUUGGGCCCCCCUGAUGACUCUCACCCAGGUGGUUCCGACAGCUCACUUUCUCAGUCCAGUAUGAAAAAAGCCAGUGUUAAAAUUUUAAAAAAUUUUGAUGAAGCGAUAAUUGUUGAUGCUGCAAGUCUGGAUCCAGAAUCUUUAUAUCAACGGACGUAUGCAGGGAAGAUGACAUUUGGAAGAGUCAGUGACUUGGGGCAAUUCAUCCGAGAAUCUGAGCCUGAACCUGAUGUAAAGAAGUCAAAAGGAUCCAUGUUCUCACAAGCAAUGAAGAAAUGGGUACAAGGAAAUACUGAUGAGGCCCAGGAAGAGCUAGCUUGGAAGAUUGCUAAAAUGAUAGUCAGUGAUGUUAUGCAACAGGCGCAGUGUGAUCAACCAUUGGAGAAGACUACAAAGUGCUAUUUUAGGAAGAAGUGAAUUGAAUGGCUGUGAUCAAUCCUCCAUCUUUGUUUGGAGCUAUGACUCAAGACCUGAGAGAAAGGAAAUCUGCUUUUGAAAAAUAAGAGAACAUUUUUCCUUUGGUUUGAUUCUUCAACACAGCCAGUGAAAACAAAGCACUGUAUUUCUUUCACAGAUAUAUCACUCUUGUUCCCAAGGAAGAACAGCAGACAAUCUUAGACCUCCACCAUAAGCAGAGUGACAUGUAGACAUACUUGCUGCACAUGAUGUUCACACAGUGGAAGUCAAAGAGACAAAGUGGUAUUGUUUACAUUACUAGAAAAUUAGUAGUUUCCAAUGGCAAUAACCCAUUUAUGAAAGAGUUCUAGUCCACUGGAAUAGACAGGGACCACAUACUGUGCGAGGGAGGUGAGCAUGGAGCUGGUGUUUGAUGCACAAUCUGUAGCAGCGACCCAUCCCCACCAGCGUCAUAAAGGUGGUGCUGAGGUGUUUGCUUGGCCUCCAGGAGCGGGCAGAGCAGCAGCGCGCUCGUAAGUGGGGGUCGCAGGCCCAUUAUGCAGUUCGCCUUCACAGAGGCAUUAAUUUGCAAGGAAGCUGCCAGGGCAUGUGCAGGUCACAGUGACAUUGUCCUUCCCUUUGGUCACAGUAUAGAAUUUUCACAUUUUAAUUGCUCCUGAGAUGCAGUAUACUAAAACCAGUGUGUCCCCUGCUCCUUUAAUUUGAGCACUAGGCCUUGUUCUUCUGGAAUUUUGUGCUCCGACUUACUUAAAUUUCCCUUCAGAGUAUAUGUAGAAAGGAAUAAAUAAUAAUGAUCACUCUGGUUUUUCCUCGUAAAAUACCUUAGACAAAAUGUCGAUUCCCAGAUUGUAUGAAUUUUUUUGAAGAAGGUGGGCAGGCAUAGAGGAAAAGCACCCACCUCUGCCUGCCUCCCCUUGGCUGUGAGCUGGGAAGUGUGCAUCUGGGGCCUCCUUUUUCCUUUCUUUUGGGACUGUGGGUGACCCCCUCACUGCACUUUCUCUUAGUUGGCUUCUGGAUCCAGCCCGUGCCUCCAUCAUGGGCCUGCACCGUUGGUGAGCACACCCCACUAGCCUGGUGUUGGUGCUUCCUCACCGGGUGUGACUGUUUGAGGGG
Molecule: messenger RNA, 5270 nt
Organism: Manis javanica (Malayan pangolin)
Lineage: Eukaryota; Metazoa; Chordata; Mammalia; Pholidota; Manidae
Source: RefSeq, a predicted model, not a curated record